Limulus polyphemus (Atlantic horseshoe crab) is the source of this 4596-nucleotide messenger RNA. RefSeq lists its product as uncharacterized. The annotation marks the transcript as partial. The transcript is spliced from 3 exons. NCBI's taxonomy places the organism in Eukaryota, Metazoa, Arthropoda, Merostomata, Xiphosura, Limulidae. The record is from RefSeq and is a predicted model, not a curated record.
GACAACAGCAACAUCUAAGGGCUUUUGCUACAGCCUUCGGACAGCGGUCACCUUUCUUUGAGUCCCUGCGGGAAUGGGAACACUUGAGACGGAAGACGGCUGAGCAGUGGGCGUUGGAAAUGCCUCGCAGACUUCACGGAUCAACUACGGACUCGUUACAAGCCCUUCAGUUAGCCAGUGCAGAACAGUGGAAUCCAUAUUCUCCACAUUAUUCGGCAUUUCUUAUGUCCACACCGACCUUACAAACACCAGGUUAUAUCGGUUCCGGCUUAUCCUGUCCGCUAGAUAGCACUGUGGGAGGAAAUUCGCCAGACUCUUUUGCUACCGGACUGUCUGAACGUAUUGGGGCAACUUCUUCAUUAGGAGCCCCAUGUGAACAACAGAGCGCCCUCAUUUUAAAGACUGAUUCUCUCCUGACACCGAGAAUCAACGGUACAAUGUCGUCGUCCAGUGAUUCCUGUCUUACAGAUCGAAUCUCAGAACUCCGUCAAGGACUAGGUAUGCUUAGUGGGAGUGGAUUAAGUAUCCAUCAGACUCCUACUACAAACACGCCAUUUUUAUCUGGGAACACUGGUGCCCCCUAUUUUUCUGCAAGCCUAGGUGGCUAUGGCAUAUUCUCUACUGCUGGUAAUUUUGUCAACGGAGGAAAUACUAAUAUGUACUUAAGUACCCCUUUUGUGCCACCGUCCCUUUUUUAUCCCCAGUUCUGUUCAAGUAUAUCUCAAAAUCCUUUGCACCCGUCUCUUCAUCUCCUUGGUAACGAACUGAGAUCUGUCCUGGAUGCGUCCUUGGUGUCGCAACAGCAAAGGAGUCAUAUAACAGGUGGACUGACCAACACGAUAUCCUCCCCUGGCGCUAACCCUGUUGGCAGUAACCGUAACGAAACCAACAACGAGGAAAGCCGAAACCACAUGACGUUGCACUCAAGUUCGUCGGCCACAUCGAGCAGCCUCUUGAGUUUAUCAACGAACGGACCGACAGAGGGCGCUUUAUGGAGACCAUACUAGCCAUUGGUGUUCUUAAGAUGCGUGACGUCUCUGCAAAAUAAUUGUAGAUAUAUUUAUGAUAAUGAAGAUUAGAAAAUCACUUUAUCCUGCCGUAAAAGUGGUUCAACAACACACGUGAUGAAAAUUAAGUGGUGGGCAUGGCUCUACAUAUAUAUCGAAACAAAGCUUACAAAAACCCAUCACGAGGUCAAACUCAAAAAUCUUUUUUGACCUCCAUCUUAACGUCCAUAUUUAUUUCUUACGGUUUAUUCUUUUCUUCUACGAAAUAAGAAAAGAUGUGUGUAUAUAUGAAUAGUUGUUUGUAUGGAGCUAUAUAUAUAUAUAUGUGUGUGUAUGUGUAUUAAAAGUUUGCUUAUCUAAACAACAACAACAAAAAAAAACGUGUCACACAAACCCAAAGUUUUACAGCUUAUAAAUUACAAAAAUAGGCCUAAUAUAAUGACGAUUUAAAGGGAUACUUUUCAAGGAUUAAUAGUCACCUUAAAUUUUGGGGGGUUAUUGACUAGUAUAUCUUAUUAGCAUGAGACUCUGUAUAAUUAUACCUAAUCACGCGUAAAAAAAAAUACAUGCAAAUAAUUAGUGACAAAUAUAUUACUAUAAGUGACAAUAGAUAGAAUAUUAUAAUAAUUUGACACCUACCUCAAGAUCGAAAUGAAAUAUGAUCUUAUUAGCGUUCCAGGCCAUUCACUUCUUAUACUUAGGAGGCGCACAUGUCUGUUCCAGGGGUUUUAUAUGGAGUGUAGUAUUUUAAUUUCUUCAAUAACGUUUGCUACAGGUUACGUUCAUUAUGACGCAAGUUGUAAGCCUAAGUUCACAAACAAACUUUUCAACAUAAACGCUGAAGGUAUAAUAACGUUCAACAGAAAUUUAUACAUCUUUACUCUGUGGAUAACAUUACGUUUUACGUGUAUGCAUUAUGAAUUUUUCCCAUGUGGUUAGGACUAAUUUUGUGUUUAGAAAAUGGUGAAAGUUAUCAGUUAAAAGUAAUUAUUCACCACCUCUUAUUUAUAGCAUUUUACACCCUAAAUUUAGAAUGCGCAUGCGUCCCUCUUUGUCACCUGGGUGAUAGGCUCGGUAUUGUCUUUGAAAUUCUUAUAAAUUAAAAAUGAUUUAUACUUCGAAAGAAUGUCCCUCCAGUGGGAUAACGGUAAGUCUACAGACUUACAACGCUAAAAUCAGUGGUUCGAUUCCCCGCAGUGGACGCAGCAGAUAGCCCAACGUGGCUUUGAUCUAAAAAAAAACCAACCCCAACCAAAUCCAAAAUAAUUUGGAAUGUGCAUACAUAAAGACAGUACUAAUGUCCUUAACGUAUUUAAAAGGUGUAAAAAAGCCUAGAUAAAAAAUGCACAAUUGUUAAAGACAGGUAUAAAAUAUUCCAGAGGCAAUAUAUCACCGGUCCCUCCGCUCCUCAUUUCCUUUUAUUUCCAAAAAUCAUCGCUCCAAUACAGAUUUUUACGCCCCUCAAGGCGUCAUUAAUGAUUCACGUGUCUUCUGAAACGGGACAUUGUUGAAACCGAAGUCUCAUAAAUCAAGGAAUUACAGGAUGGUUUUCACUAUUGGUCCUAUUUUUUUUUAUGUAACCAUUCGGUACAUAUUUGACAGCACUUGUAUGUGUGUGUGUGUGAUUAUUCAAAUAAUAUUGUGCUAGAAGAAAAAUCUGAAUAUUUUGAUCGAGAUUACAACUUACUUUGGUACUCUCUGAGAGAGAAAAAAAUAUUAUUAAAUUAUCUCGUUAUACAAUUAGAUAAGUUUUGUAAUUUGAAUGGUUUCAUCCGGUGUACAGUUACGUCAUAUCCUUUUUGUGUUUAAAAAAAUCUCAGUGGUUUCAAUAGUUCGUAAGCAGAAAAUUUAAAGUACUGAACAGCGGCAUGAUAUAAAAGCUUACUGUACCUGAAAUCACCAGUACAAUCGGACUAGGAAGGUGAAAGUUAUCGCGUUUCAUAAAGUAGGUCUGACAGAAAGUUAGUAAAAUUACAAGAAAAUUAACAAUUUUAUGGUUUGUAUAUUACACGCUAUAAGUGUUUUUGUAACGAAUUCUAUCGUUAGGAGGGCUAUUGUACAUUAUCUGGUAAAAAUAAUACCAAGUCCAGUCGACAUCACGAUAAAGAAUCACUUAAUUUAUUCAAUAACGUUUGCUACAGGUUACGUUCAUUAUGACGCAAGUUGUAGGCCUAAGUUCACAAACAAACUUUUCAAUAUAAACGCUGAAACUACUGUAAGUAUAGUACACUAAUAACGUUCAACAGAAAUUUACUCGCUUGAUAACGAAACUGUUUAACUUUACUUGAUCAUUUUUCUGUCGGUCAAUAUCUAUUCCAUAUUUCAGAUAUGAAUACUUCACUGAAUUCUCAAUUCUUCACUAACUCCCUACUCAUACUUAUAAAUAAUGUACCCCAAUAGUCAAAGCUUAUAGACCAUAAACACUCACGAUCAUUCUAGAUAUUGCAUCAUCAUCAUGAUUAGCAGCUCUCUCUAGCAAACAACUAAAUUAUAAUAUUCAAAAUAUAGCUUAUAACAAUAUGGUAAGCUAUCAUACAGUUUACUUCAAAUUUAGAAGAUCCCAGCGUUCUAAUGAAAUAAACACACUUGCUAUUUAGGCUUAUCUAUGAGAAUGUAGUGAAAUGUAUAUAUAUAUUAAAACUAAUAGUUAAUUUCUCAGUAAGAAUAAGAGCUAAGCCUAAGGCUAAUCCCUAACGGGUUGUUUAAUUCUGAACUGUUAUGUGGUUGAUGUCGAAUAAGAAAUAACUGACACAACAGACAACCUUUCCACGCGUGUAGAUAUAAUUAAGAAUUUGCUGCAGUAUUUAGUUUAUGCUUGAUAACUCAGUCAUAUACAAUGUUUCGACCUUAAAUGUACAUUAUUUAUUAUUGCUUUAAUGCGAUGUUUUAAUGUUUGUGAUAAAUGUUUAUGUUUUCAAAUUAAAAAAUAUGUAACUUGUAAUUUUUAGGUAAAAUUACUACAGCAGUGGCUCUUGGAGUUGUGACAUUAAAAAUAGGCCUAACACAUGUUAAGCCUACUUUGUGUUAGCUAUGCCUUCUGCUAACUCUUGGAGUUGUGACAUUAAAAAUAGGCCUAAUAUGAAUUAAUUUUUACUUUGUGUUAACCAUGCCUUCUGCAAUCAUAAUAACAAAAUAUUCUUAAUGGGAGUUAAGACUACGUCACAUUAAUUUAUCGAGUUCAAAUUGCCGAGUAUUAGUUCUGGCUCCUGUGACCUUGACGUUGAAAAUUAGGACUAAUUAGAAUUAAGCCUACUUCAUGCUAAGUAUUGAGUUAAUACGGUGUAUAUCCCGUUUUUGUAAGAGUUUAUUGGUAAUAAUCAUCAGUUAGUUGAUUCAUAUUAGGGUGUCGAACGUUUGAUUAUUUUUUAAUUUAAUUUUAAAUGUGUGUUAAAAUUUCCCAAUUUUGGACAUGGGAAUUUAUCCGUUUUUUUGUGUGUGUGAGAUAAAACAAGUGUUGAUAAAUUGAGAUUUUACUUUGCUUCUUUUCAAACAUACCUUCAAUCUCUAUUUUUAUUUCACUAGUCUGUAUUGUAGGGAAUCUUGUAGACGUAGUUAGGCAUAGGACUGAUCACCACCGACUUUUUGUAUA